Dendronephthya gigantea is the source of this 759-nucleotide messenger RNA. RefSeq lists its product as uncharacterized. Lineage: Eukaryota; Metazoa; Cnidaria; Anthozoa; Malacalcyonacea; Nephtheidae. The transcript has a single exon. Bases 1 to 759 code for a protein of 252 amino acids. The record is from RefSeq and is a predicted model, not a curated record.
AUGAAAAGCCAGUUGAAACGACUGGAAAAGGAGCCAGAAUUGUUGAAAGAGUACGAUAGGAUAAUAAGAGAUCAGGCAGAGCAGGGAAUCAUAGAGCAGGUACCAAGUCUUGAGAAAGCAGGCAAAGUUCAUUAUCUACCUCACCAAGCAGUAAUUCGUAAAGAUGCAGUGACAACUAAGGUACGCAUAGUGUAUGACGCGUCCUCGAAAGGAAUAAAAUCUAAAACAUCGCUUAACGACUGUUUGCAUGUUGGACCAUCGCUCAAUCCAUUGCUUUACAGUAUAUUGUUACGUUUCAGAGAAAAUAGAGUAGCAUUAGUAGCAGACAUCGAAAAGGCAUUUUUAAAUGUAGAGGUAGACAAGGAAGACCGAGACUCUCUGAGGUUUUUAUGGGUGAAUGAGAUUGCAAGCAGCGAUAGGGAGGUAAUGGUUUACAGAUUUUGUCGUGUAGUAUUCGGAUUAAACUCAUCGCCAUUUUUACUCAAUGCCACCUUGAGGCAUCAUGUCUCAAAGAACAAAGAAAUAGACCCAGAGUUUGUACGUAAGGUUCUUGAAAGCUUUUAUGUGGAUGACCUGGUCAGUGGAGAGAGAAGUGAAGGAAAAGCAUUUAAGUUGUAUGAGAAUACAAAGACUAGGAUGGCAGAAGGAGGGUUUAAUCUAAGGAAAUGGCUAACAAAUAGCAAAGCAUUGAGUGAUCAGAUUGAUCGGAAAGAGAGAGGGAUAGAUAAGACAAACCCAGAUAGCGGGGGGGGAGAGUGA